Pogonomyrmex barbatus (red harvester ant) is the source of this 986-nucleotide messenger RNA. RefSeq lists its product as uncharacterized. The record is from RefSeq and is a predicted model, not a curated record. Lineage: Eukaryota; Metazoa; Arthropoda; Insecta; Hymenoptera; Formicidae.
AUAAUUGGAUACACCAUUAGUUUUUAAUGGCUUGAUUAUUAUUCUAUUUUCCCUUGCUUAGAUUCUUAUCCACAUCCUUAAGUUUAACCUUAGACAUAAUUUUCUUUACAUUAUCCAGAUCAUUUUAAUACUGGUCACACCUACUGAAGAUAUAUAAUGUUCAAAUGGAAUGCAUUUCAGAACAGCAGUUAGAAGAAAUUUGGUACAGUUAGAACUACGACUUUUUUAUUAAUUAGACAACUGUAAGGCGACCGCCAAUUUUAUAGAUUGUGAAUUUCGUUGCAUGAAUAACUCAUCUUUUUAAACUGAAGAAGACCGCAUUUAAGAUCGAAACGAGAGAGCAUAAGUGACUUUGAACGUUCUGGACGUCCUGUUGAAGCUAUUACUCCAGAAAUCAUUGAUAAAAUCCAUGAUAUGGUAAUGGAUGAUAAAAGAAUCAAGCGGAAUCCACAGGACUUUAGGUGUCGUUUCGUCACUGUGGACGAAACAUGGAUACACCACUACACGCCUGAAACCAAAUUACAAUUCAAACAAUGGAUUGCCAGCGAGGAAGCUGCACCAAAGAAGGGGAAGGCCAUUCCUUUGACCGGGAAGAUUAUGACGACUGUCUUUUGGGACUCACAAGGAAUAAUAUUCGACUAUAUGGAAAAGGGUAAAACUAUUACAGGUGAAUAUUAUUCAUCGUUAUUGGAUCGUUUGAAAACCGAGCUGCAAGAGAAACAUUCACGAUUGAAAUACAAGAAAAUCCUUUCCCAUCACGACAACGCACCAGCUCACUCCUCCGGAGUUGUGGCCGCAAAAUUGAUGGAGUUACGAUUUCAACUCGUUGGCUAGCGGGAAGGAAAUUUCAUUCAAACGAGGAAGUGAUUGCGGAAACGAAUGCCUAUUUUGCAGAGUUGGACCAAUCAUAUUAUUCGGAACGGAUCAACAAACUGGAGCAGCGUUGGACGAAGUGUAUAAGCCUAAAAGGAGACUACGUUGAAAAA